AUGAAUUUGUCCGUGGGGUUGCUAAUCCGAUCCCCGAAGAGACGCCUCGCAAAACUGGGGAGGAAACCAAGCAAUGGCUCCCUGCAAUCCACGCAGUCCGACAGCACGGUCCGUUCCGAGAGCACAGGCGUCCGGCAGCCGGCCAAAAGCAAAAUCCGCCGCCACAACAACAACAACCGCCUCUCCAGCGUCUUCAGCCGCAGCCCAAACCUGCGGGACUCCAGGUCUGGCGGGAAGGGCCCCUCUCUGGACAGCGGCAGCCUCAGCGGAGACCUGCCCGCCCGCGAUGACCCCUCCGAGCUCUCCCAUCAGACCUCCGCCCCGGGGAUCCUGAAGAUUUUUGGCAGCGAUAUUUGCCAAGGAGCUCACUACAAAAGCGUCCUGGCCACGUUUCAGUCGGAGGCCAAGGAGCUGGUGAAAGAGGCGUUAGAGAGGUACUGUCUGGAGAAAGAGGAGCCCCGAGACUACGUUCUGUGCGACGUCAUCGGCCGCUCGGUGGAGACGCAGUGGAAGAGGGAGUGUUUCCGUGUGGUGGGCGACGCCGAGAAGCCCCUGGUGCUACAGUCGCUAUGGAAACCUAAAGAUGGCUUCUCCCGGCGCUUUGAGAUCCAGCGGCGAUCCAGCGUGGAGGAGCAGAGCCUCAGGAGCAGAGACACCAUCACAGCAGGUCUGAAUGCACAGGUGCGGCGGCAGCAGAAGGGCCGGUCGCGCGUGGCCUCGCUCUUCCUGGACAGCGGUGAAGCCGUGGACGCCCUGGGGCUGUGGAGGAGCCUCAGCGACAUGGACGUGUCGGCCAUGGGGAAGGAGGCGCGGCGAGCUCAGCAGCCACAGCUCAGGGAGGAUCCGGAGGCCGAGGCCGAUAAAGAGGAGCUGAGGCUGGGACAGGAGAAGGAGGAGACGGAGAGCAGCGACGACAACACCACACAGUACUCCAUCCAUCCGCCUUUCGACUUCCCAUACUUCCUCCUGCUGCAGGGGUUCGACCACAGACAGGACUUCGUGAUCUACCUGAUGAGCGGCAGCAGCACCGUCUUCGGCCGCUAUCGGGAGCACAGCAACGGCGACGGCGAGGAGCGACUGAAGGUGGACGUCCUCCUCUUCGCUCCGGACGUCCUGCCCCAGCACUGCUGCGUGAGGCGCCAGGACCGUACCGACCACACCUCCUCCACGGGGGACGCCAAAAAGACAACCACGGCCACCAUGCUCCAGCCUCUACACGGAGCUCCCGUCACCAGAAACGGCCUGCUGCUGAAAGACAAGGUGGAGCUAAGUCCUGGAGAUCUGGUCGGACUCGGGAAUCACUAUUUGUUCAUGUUUAAAGAUCCUACCAACAGCUCGUCGUGGUCGCACACCCCUCCCUGGAUGUCAAAACUGUGCUCGGACUCCAAAACCAUUGUCGAUUCUCCGAAAAAACUUGCAAUUAGAGCUCACGUGUCAAAAUGGAGAGAUCUGGACGGGACAGAGGCGAGGCUUAGCUACGAUUUGCAUCAAGAGGAGCAGAUUUUGGAACGGAUUUUGACAAUGUUAGACCCCGAUGGAAGCGAGCCAAAGUUGACCCCAGCUUUCCUGCUUAGUCUCUGCAUCCGGCACUCGGCAGACACGUUCGAGCUGGAGCAUUUGAGAAAACUGCUUCUUCGUAUGGCCAGUCAGAUCCAGCAGAUUAUGUGGGACAAGACAAAGAAGCUCGCCGCGAUUCAGCCAGAAAUCGAGGGAGGAGCAGAGCAGGAGCUGAGCACGGAGCAGCUGAUCCCAGGUCUGCGUCCUCUGGUUCUGUGGAUGGCCAACUCCAUAGAGCUGCUUCACUUUGUGCAACACGAGGUCCCACAGCUGCUGCCGUACAACCACAACCAAGAAGCCGGAGACUCGGAGAUGUCGUCCACUCGCACGGCGUGUGAAGAAGCCAUGACGGUCCUGGAGGAGGUCAUCAUGUUCACCUUCCAGCAGUCCGUCUACUACAUCACAAAGAUCAUGUACUCGGCGCUGCCCGGGCUGUUGGAGGGGAACCCGUUCUCGGACACGGGACAGCUGAAGGUUCCCGAGGGCCUGAGUCAUGUGCUGGACGUCCUGAAGGAGGCGCUCAAGCUGCUGACGGCGUUCCAGGUGCAUCCGGACAUCUCCCUCCAGCUCUGUGCCUACCUCUUCUUCUUCAUCAACGCUUCGCUCUUCAAUGCACUCAUGGAGAGAGGUUCAGUGGUGGGCUUCUACCAGUGGUCCAGGGGCGUCCAGAUCCGCGCUAACCUGGACCUCCUCAUGGACUUCACGCAGAGCAUCGGUUUGUCUGACGUGGCGGCCGAAUUCUUCCAGAAACUGUCAGCUGCCGUUAAUCUGCUGGCCACUCCCAAAGAGACCCUCCUCCAGGCGUCAUGGUCCACUCUGAGGGCCGAGUUCUCCGCCCUGAGUCCGGCCCAGCUGCACCACAUGCUCAGAGAGUACAGCUCCGCUCGGGCCUACCCCCUCUGCUGGAGCCCCACGGGGGAGGACCGGGAGGCAGCGCACCGGACGGCCGACAUCUUGGAGAGUUUUGAGAACCAUCCUCCGCUGAUCCUGCCCAGUGCUGCCUUCCACCUGGAGCUGGGGAAGGCCCUCGUGGAGCAGGGUCUGUUCCAGCAGCUCUCAGAUCUGCAGAGUUACAUCCAACAGCUGCCUCCGACCGACCGGACGCCCGAGAGUCCCAAGAGUCCAUCUGCGGCCGCCACAGACACGACUCUCUCCGACAGACAGUCCCCCGCACAGACCUGUUCCCCUCCGGAGCCGGGGAGCCCCCAUGUGGAGCCCAGCCCACCCCGGCCAGCGCACUCCGACCUCAGCAGCUGCGAGGCCGAGCUGAGCCACAAACUCAAGAGUCUGGAGAUACAGAGCUCUCUUCCGGGGCCCGCCGACCUGGCCUCCCACAAGAGCCUGGCCCUGGACCCCUCGUGUUUGCUGACCCCGCCCAACACGCCCCAAGGCACCGAGCUGAACGAGCUGGAGGAGGAGAGGAGGGACCAGGACGCUGAGACCCAGAGAGUGAAUGGGAGUUCGGAGGAGAGUUCGGAGGAGGCGGAGGUGGACAGCGAGGAGGUAUUUACUGUGGAGCUACAGAAAGGACCCCAGGGUUUGGGACUGGCCCUCGUGGACGGGACGAAAACUCCUCUGCAGAUGAGUGGCAUCUACGUGAAGUCUGUGAUCCCAGAGUCUCCGGCCGCUCUGAGUCUCAAGCUGCGGGUUGGGGACAGGAUCCUGGCAGUGAACGGCAUCAGCCUGGUGGGCAUGGACUACAGCAUUGGGAAAGAGCUGAUCCGGUCGUCUGGAGACACGCUCAAACUGCUGGUGGCCAAAAUCGACCCCAAACUAGUCAACAAAACGACUGUCACCACCAAAUGCUGA
Messenger RNA from Knipowitschia caucasica, 3366 nucleotides. Lineage: Eukaryota; Metazoa; Chordata; Actinopteri; Gobiiformes; Gobiidae. The record is from the annotation of a GenBank genome assembly.